Molecule: messenger RNA, 873 nt
Organism: Chelonia mydas (Green sea turtle)
Lineage: Eukaryota; Metazoa; Chordata; Testudines; Cheloniidae
Product: olfactory receptor 10A2
Exons: 3
Coding region: 1-873 (290 amino acids)
Biological process (GO): G protein-coupled receptor signaling pathway
Cellular component (GO): membrane
Molecular function (GO): G protein-coupled receptor activity; olfactory receptor activity
Source: RefSeq, a predicted model, not a curated record
AUGGUAAUAAGAUCCACCUUCUGUUUUUUUGUGGUAUUUCUGGUUAUUUAUCUGCUAACACUGAUAGAAAACUUUCUCAUCAUCCUUACCACACUAGUGGACCCUGCCCUUCACUGCCCCAUGUAUUUCUUCCUCCAGAACUUGUCCUUCGUGCACAUUUUCAAUUUAGUCACUGUACCAAAGAUGCUGAUGAACCUCGUCUCUAAGAAUAAAGACAUCUACUGCUCUGGUGACAUGACACAUACAAAUUUCUUCUUCUUUGGCAUCACAGAGUCCUUCCUCCUGUCCGCCAUGGCGUAUAACCGCUAUGUGGCCAGGUGUGACCCACUGCACUACACCACCAUCAUGAACAAGAAAUUUUUUAAAAAGCUGGCAGUGACGUCUUGGUUUUCAGGGAUUCCCGUGGGAAGUCUGCAAACAACAUGGUUGUUUAGUUUCCCAUUCUGCAGGUCCAAUGAAUUGAACCACUUCUUCUGUGAUGCACCCACCAUUCUAGAGUUCGUCUAUGCAGACUCCUACCUUUUUGAGAUAUCAUUAAUUGCCUCCACUAUACUUACUUUUCCACCCUUUCUGAUUAUCCUCUUUUCCUAUGUCCAUAUCAUCUCCACCAUCCUAAAGAUGCCAACAGCCAUAGGCAGGCCCAAAAUCUUUUCCACCUGCUCCUCUCACCUCAUUGUGGUGACUCUAUUCUACGGCAUGGCCAGUUUCACCUACCUCCCACCCAAAUCCAUUUACUCCACAAACACCAAAAAGCUGCUCUCUCUUUCCUACACAGUCUUCACACCCAUGUUAAAUCCCAUUAUCUAUAGCCUGAGGAACAAUGAGGUGAAAGGGACCCUCAAGGGAAUUUUGAACAAAAGAAAUGUGUUUUGA